UGGGGGCAAAUGGAAACAGAAGGUCAUUUGGAGGGUAGAUGGUGUAGAAAAUUGGCAUCCCAGUUAGAAAGGUAGGCAGGGGAUGUGAGUUUGGUCUAAUGGAGUAGUGGUGAGUAAUGGAAAGUAGUAGUGGUGAUGAGGAGGGGGUUUGGAUGUGGACUUUGUGGAAAUGUGCAAACAUAUAAUAGUAUAAGUAGGUAGCAGGAUGAAAAUUGGGAGAUCUAAAACUGCCCCUGAGUCAGUCACCUAGCAGAGAGGAGCACGAGCUAGUGGGCAGCCAAGGAUGAGUAUGGUGCGGUCUAAGGCUGCUGCCUACAUGCAGUUGGGAGAUGGGGGGAGUCAGGCUGAGUCUAGCUAGCUCUGUAAUCAAGAGGUGAAAUUGUUCUGAAUUAGGUUGCAACUGCAAAAAGAGGAAAGAAAUGUAGUGCCAGGUGCCCAAGGAUGUGUAGGGUCAGGAGACUCUCCUGGGUUCUGGAGAAAAUGGGAACAGCCACAAAGAAGGUGGCACUUAUACCAUAAGUAAUCUGGAGAGUUGUAAGGGUGUUCCAGAAGCAUCCUCUCCAACCAGGUGGGUUCUGGACUCCUCCCCUGCCUCUAGGUCUGGCAUGGUGCCCACUUGCUGCACAGAUCCCUACUUGUCCCCCAAGCCUGCCCUCUUUGGGUUAAGCCUUUGAGUGCUGACAGCAGGCAAGUUUGGGGCCUCUCUUCCACUCCCUGGGACUCCUCUCCUUCCACUUGGUAGUUGUUCUUCCUGGCCAGGCCAUUACAGGUUGUGGUGACAUGAGCUGUGGGGAGUUGUGCUCCUGGGCCCAGCAUGUGAGAAAGGGUCAGAAAGGGUCAGCAAGUGAAAGAAGGAAGGAGGGAGGUUGGUAAGGGAGAGGGAAGAAGCAAUUUCAGAGAGACAGAGAAGAGAGGGAAAGACAAAAGGCUCAAGACAUAUCCUUUAGAGCACUAUGCAGAGACUGAGGUAGACGGGAAGGACUUCUGCCUCCAGGAGGGGGCAGUCAGAGGGCUAUGUGUAUGUGAAAGGGGUGACUAGACUGGGCUGGCAGCUCCAUUGGAAAGAGUGUGCUCAUACGGAGAAGGGGUGUGUGUGUGUGUGUGUGUGUCUAGACCAUAUGCAGUUGUGUGGUACACACAGCAUCUCCCUGGGACUCUGCUCACAUACAGAAUUCUACUGCAUGCAACAAAGAGUCAGUGUGAGGGGCGACGAGGUAUUUAAUAGGGCUGCUGACGGUGUGUCUGGUGUUUGGUCAGGCCUGCCAGUGGCACGUCUGUAGUCCAACAGGGGUUAUUUGAGUGGCAUGCAGGUGAACAAGAUUGCACAAAGCCCCCUUUUUGGAAACUUCAACUGGGCUUCCUCCUACCUCAUUUUCACCCCAUGAAUCUGCCCUAGGGCCCUGGAGAAGUGGGAAGAAAUCACCCUCCCCACAUAAAUGUACUCCUUGCAGAGAACCAUACCACUUAACCUCUUGGGACUUGAUUUUCCCAGGAUCUGGGAGCGGCAACUAAAGGAGCUGGAGUAAAGAGGGAGAGGAGAAAGAGAAUAUAGUGUGAGAAUGCUGAGAGCUAGAGGUCAGUCCUAGGGAAGUUCUCCUUUUGCUCCUGUGCUCUGGAAACACUGACAUCAAGGUCAGGGUUCAAAAUGGGGCCAAGGUAGGGGAAGUGGUCAGGUUCGGAUCCAUCCCCAAAAGCUGUUCUGAAGGAGGGAGGCUGAAAGGAGAAAUCUAAGGAGGAGCCAGAACCAGGGCAGGUAGCUGGGGAGGGUGUGGCUAGGCUACCAUUGAGGGACAGGUCUGGGCAGGGAGGUGGCAGGAGAGAGAGGGGGAGAAGGAGAAGGCUUGGAGGUGGGUCUCUACACAGCUGAAGUGGAGGUGGGACACACAGCACCUAGUGGUAGUUCAGAAGGAGACAGAGGGGAAAGGAAAGGAUUCUGGAGUCUGGUAAACUCCAGAGUAGCAGAGUGGCCGAAGGGUGAGAAAGCACCCUCUCUCAUUUCUCUGAGCUGAUGUCCUUCUUUUUGGCUGGGACCAUAUAAUGGAGAGAGAUUAGAGACCUAGAGUUGAUAUCAAAGCCAUACUCCCUCUGAGUCUGUACCUCUCUCAUUACCCUCUCCUAUAUUAAGGCACAGAAGGUGGUCUGUGAAGGAGCCUGGCACUUCUCCCCAGGGCUGGCUUUGGAUUAUAUUGCUAGGUUUCUGGCAACUUGGAGAUAUCCUUUUUGAGAAGGGAAGUCUUACACCAUUUCUUGGGGCUCUCCAGAGGCCUGAAGGGGUUAGGCAGGUGUCUCAGAGCCCCAUGGUAGAGGAGGGGAGACGUGAGGGGAGCAUGAGCUGCCUGGGCAAGCACAGGCCUGUGCACAUGGAAAGCAGAGGGUGUGUGUGUGUAUGCCCAUGUAUGUGUAUGCAACCCUGUUGUCUGUGUCCCUGUGCAGCUCCAAGUUUGUGAAUGCUGGUGUGCUACAUAUUUGGUUCAUUCAGGGAACAGAAUGUGAUAGAGGGAAGGGAAGCCUUGCCCUUUUCCCCCUCCUGAGGAGGGCUGAGGUCCUGAGGACCCAGCCCAGCUUUUCCUCUGAACCUUGUGUCACUACUGUGGCCAUGGGGCCAUUGUCCCUAGGACAAGGAGCCCAGAUCACCGCACUAAGUCACAUGGAGAAAAUGCAGGCAGGCUGGCACAGGGAGAAGAGUCCUACUUAUAAGAAACUGAAAAAGAGAGCCUCAUAGAAUUAAGGAAGAUGAGGGUCAGCAAUGCAGGCCCAAAGGUUCAGACACAGAGGCAGGGAGAACUAGCAGGCGGGUAAGAGUGGCUGGUGGAUGGCAGCGAGGCCUCCUCCAGGAAAAAGCCCCAGCCGGCUGCCUCCUUUCUCCUCCCCACCCGGUCUCUCCUCCUCCAGCUCCGGCUCCAGCUCCAGGCCGACACAAACGGGGCUUUGAUUGCAACAGGAAACCUCUUCGGCGGGGGGAGCUGGGCAAGCCGCCGCUGGGGCCCGGGCUGCACCCCCCUCUCCUGGCCCCCUACCCGGUCCCAGCCCCCAUCCUGCCCAGCGCUCCUCACUCCUCACGUCUUGCCUUGGGCCCUGUUCUGCAUUCGCACCUCCCUAUUCUCCCGCUCUUCUGCUGCCUCCUUCUCCAGAGAGCCCCUCCUAUUGCCCUUCAGGUGGGACUCCUAGUUGGGACUUCCCUUCUGGGCAGGACCUGCUUUACUUGAAAUGCCCCCUUUUCAGUUUUUUUGAGGGAAGGUUUUGGAAAAAAGGGAGAAGUUAGCAUGAGGACUUCAGAUCCAGUUAUCCUAAAGCCCCAUGCAGAAGGUGGCUGAAGUAGGAGAAUGGAGUGGAUAAGGAUUUUGCUGUCCCCUACUCCUGCUUGUCCUAGCCAAACUCAUCCUUGCCAGAGUGGUAGGGGCUUGGAGGGGUGACCAUGCAAGAAUCCCAGUGCUAUGGCUUCGGUAGUGGGGGAGGGGUGCACUCCUCUUUGCCUCUGGGACCAUGCCUUUGUGGGGCUCUAGCUGGGAGGGGAUGUGCCCUGGUGGUGGGGCUCAGAGAGAAGGGGGUGAGUCAGGCAGCAGCCCCUCUCAUACUCCCACCAGGCUGGUGGAGAACAUCUGGUUCCCAUGAAAUGCUAGAAGGCUAAUGGGUCUAAUUGCUGCAAUAAGGGCUGGGGGGACUUUGGGGGAAAGAAGGGGCACUGUAUCCCCCAACCUCUUACCUUCACCCUAAGGCUCCACUUGUCUGUCUAGAAUGGGGGUUGGGGUUGAUGGGAAGGGUAGGUCUGGUCCUAAGGUCCCCCCCUUCCCUGCAAUGCUUGGGAAAAACACACUGAUGGGGUGAGGAGGAGUGGGGUGCGUCUGGUGAAGAGAAAGGGGGGCUAGUGAGGACUCAUGGCUUCCUGGAGCCCUCCCCCCACUCCUCUUGUGCCCUCCUCCCAACCCCCCUCCCUCUGGCCUGGCCACUUCUGGUUCUAAUUACCAACCAGGCAGGCCUGACUUAAUUGAGACCUUUCGGAUUUUGGAGGAGGAAGGGGGAGCCUGACAGCCUGAAGUUGACUAAUCAAAGGUCCUCCUCCCUUGUUUUGGGGGUACUCCCCACUUUGCACUUAAUUUUUUUUGCCGCUGGCCAGAUUCGGAUUCAAAAACCUAUCCCCUCUUUUUUCUUUUUUUGGGGUGGCUACAUUUGAAAUGGGGCGCUAAGGGUUGGGGCACGGGGGGAGGAGCUCACAGUGGGUUGGAAAGAGUAUUGCAUUCUCUCUCUUUUCCUGCUUCAAGCCCCCUAGUCAGCUCUGCCAUCCUAGUUUCCCCCCACCCAAUCCACAGUCAGGCUCUUAUUUCCCAGUCCUCACCCCCACCCCCGUCCCUGGCAGCCACCCUGGUCCCUCCUCCGCGCCUUCCCCCAUCUACUGUGGCACCCCUUCCUGCUGUAUUCUUCCAACAGGCGCCCCACUCCCGCGGCACCCCAGUGCGCCCCCCACCCGGUACAACAGAUUCUUAGAAAAGCGCGCUCCGCCCUGGCCCAGCCACAGCCGCCAGGCGGGGGAAGGGGCCGGGCCGGGCGCCGCUCCCGCUCCCCCGGCGCUCCUCGUGUGAGCUGCGCUGACAGAGCCGGCUGGGCCGGCCCGCCGGGCAGCCGGGCAGCCGGGCGGCAGGCGGGCGGGGCGCGGGGGAGGGGGCGGUUUCCGGGAGUCGCCGCCACUGGCGCUGUCUCGGGGCCAGGGUCCCCGAUUCGGCUCGACCGGGCAAGGGCAAACUUCUGACGUGGCCAACCCCACUCCCCCCCGCCCCUCUCACCCGCUUCUCCGCCAGGCGAGGGCGCUCAGUGCGGGAAGGGGCAACCAAGGAAGCAGUGUGGCACCCCUUGGAGAUCUGAGGGGCACUCAGUGUGACACUAAGGAGGAGGGGCCGUAAUUGCGGAGGGGGCACUUGGCACUUUGGGACAGUUGGCACCAUAGAAACUCCGGGAGAGGGGAGUUGGCACUCAGGAGGGCAGUUUCAUCUGAGGCACAAUUGGCACUGUAGGGACGGUUUGGGGGGUAGUUUUGUGCUCUCAAAGUGAGGUCAGGUUUGAGGAAGAGGCAUUGAGAGAGGCGAGGCACUCAGGGAGUGUCGGUCGCGGGAUGGGGCUUCGGGGAUUUGGAAGGAGGCGGCCCGGGACGCAACGGAGGGAGGACAGCUGAGGCUAGGAGGGGUAGACUCUCGCUUGCGCUGGAGCGGGCGGGGGGACUCCGCGGCGGCGCUGGAGACCGCCUGGGCGGGGUGGGGCGGGGCCGGGUCAGGAGGAGGUGAGCGCGCCCGGCCACCCGCCCCGAGGGGGGUUCCCGGAGAGUUCACGGCGGGAGCGCGCUCCGGCCCUUGGACAAGGGGUGGGGAGAACGGGAAGGAAGGAGGAGGCAGUGCGCGCUGAGCCGCAGGAAUGUACUGUUCGGCUCCGACGCGCGCGCGCGCGCAAGGAGGGAGAGGGAGGAGUCAGGCCUGGGAAUGAGAGGGGUGGAGGUAGUGCAGGUCCAGUACCCUGGGAGAGCUGCGGCGGACCUCCACGUUCUCUUUUCCCCCGUCAUCAACGCGCCCCUGUAUUGACGCGUGUAAAAAAGAGAGGGUGUGGGGGAGGGGAAAAACUCCCUUCCCCCUACCCAGACCUGGGCACGCGCCUAAGUGCAAAUGCGUGUAAAGCCUUUGGGCUAUGGAAAGUAUGCUUGCAAGCAUUCUCCCGAGCUAGGUUUGUUGGACAAUAGUGUGCACUUAUGAUUUUAUGAGCGUGCAGACAUACAUGUGCACUAUUGCAUAUUUGCAAAUGCUUGGUGCCUGCCAAGAUAAAUGCAUGCACAGAUGUGUGUCUAAGCAAGCGCGCGCGCUGCGGAGCGAGUGUACGUAUGUGUUUGUGUGUGCGCUCCACUCUCAGCUCUGCUCAUCUUGGUGCCCGGCCCCCUUCUCUCUCCAAGCCCCACCCCCUACCCCUCCGGGCUUCGCUUUUACAAAAGGUCUCCCAGUGCUUGCUGCUGAGGCGCCCAGAGUAAGCUGGACUGAGGCUGAAGCUGCAGCCCCGGCUUCGCGCCCCGCCCAGUCCCUUUCCCCUGCUGGGGAUCCCCCUCUUCCCCGCCCACCCCUUACCCCGCAUGCAGCCUAGCGCCCUAUGCUAGCCCUCCCCCUCCCCCCCGCAGGAGCAGGGCGCCGCCGGGGGAGGAGGGGGAAUCGGCUGCGGGUCCUUGGUGUUCCUAGCACCCAGCUUCCCUCCAAGCCGGGUCGCGAUGUACGACUGCAUGGAAUCGUUUGCCCCGGGUCCGCGACGGCUAUACGGGGCGGCCGGGCCCGGGGCCGGCAUGCUGCGCAGAGCUACCGGCGGCUCCUGUUUCGUUGGACUUGAGUCUUUUGCUUGGCCGCAAACCGCCAGUCUGCAAUCGGUGGAGACACAAAGCACUAGCUCAGAGGAGAUGGUGCCCAGCUCGCCCUCGCCCCCUCCGCCUCCUCGGGUCUAUAAGCCAUGCUUCGUGUGCAAUGACAAGUCCUCUGGCUACCACUAUGGGGUCAGCUCUUGUGAAGGCUGCAAGGGCUUCUUCCGCCGCAGCAUCCAGAAGAACAUGGUGUACACAUGUCACCGCGAUAAAAAUUGUAUUAUCAACAAAGUGACCAGGAAUCGCUGCCAGUACUGCCGACUGCAGAAGUGCUUCGAAGUGGGCAUGUCUAAGGAAGCUGUGAGGAAUGACCGGAAUAAGAAGAAGAAAGAGGUAAAGGAAGAAGGGUCACCUGACAGCUAUGAGCUGAGCCCACAGUUAGAAGAGCUCAUCACCAAGGUCAGCAAAGCCCAUCAAGAGACCUUCCCCUCGCUCUGCCAGCUGGGCAAAUACACCACGAACUCUAGUGCAGACCACCGGGUACAGCUGGAUCUGGGGCUGUGGGACAAGUUCAGUGAGUUGGCCACCAAGUGCAUCAUCAAGAUCGUGGAGUUUGCCAAGCGGUUGCCCGGUUUUACAGGGCUUAGCAUUGCUGACCAGAUUACUCUGCUUAAGGCUGCCUGCUUGGACAUCCUGAUGCUGCGGAUCUGCACAAGGUACACCCCAGAGCAGGACACCAUGACCUUCUCAGAUGGGCUGACCCUGAACCGGACCCAGAUGCACAAUGCUGGCUUCGGACCCCUCACAGACUUGGUCUUUGCCUUUGCUGGGCAGCUCCUGCCUCUGGAGAUGGAUGACACGGAGACAGGGCUGCUCAGUGCCAUCUGCCUCAUCUGUGGAGACCGCAUGGAUUUGGAGGAGCCUGAAAAAGUGGAGAAGCUGCAGGAGCCGCUGCUGGAAGCCCUUAGGCUGUACGCCCGGCGCCGGCGGCCCAGCCAGCCCUACAUGUUCCCACGGAUGCUCAUGAAAAUCACCGACCUCCGGGGCAUCAGCACUAAGGGAGCAGAAAGGGCCAUUACCCUGAAGAUGGAGAUUCCAGGCCCGAUGCCUCCCCUGAUUCGAGAGAUGCUGGAAAACCCUGAAAUGUUUGAGGAUGACUCCUCACAGCCUGGUCCCCACGCCAAGACCGAGCAUGAGGCUCCCAGGGGCCAGGGCAAAAGAGGCCAAAGUCCCCAACCUGACCAGGGCCCCUGACCUCCCCCACUGUGGGGUUGGGGCGCCAGGUAGCAGACUGACCAUCUCCCAGACACUACUAGUGACUGGUAGAGGACCUGCUCUGCCCUCUCCCCACCCCUUCCAAUGAGUUCCUUGUUUUUGCCAAAGUUUCCAGGGAUGCUGCUGUGUUCAUCCCCUUCCUGUUCUAACUGGCUCCCUCACCAGUUCUGGGGGCCUGCCCUGCUCAAACCAGGAGAGAGGGCAGAGGUGUGAGGCUGGGUUUGGACUCUAAAAUCUUAGCACUGCCCUUCAUAUGGCAGGAUCCUUGGCUCCCCAGGGCAGGAGGAAGACCCUGCCAUUCCACAGACCCCUCCUCUGCCAGGUGCUUGGGCCUCUGGGAGCAAACAGGAACACUAGAGACAAAAAGGGGUAAAACGGGGGAGGGCUGAGCCCACCCUCUUGCUCCUGCCCUUGGUGCCUGAUGCUAUAUGAUGCACCUGGUGGGUGCAUGCUGCCCUCUGUGCCCCAUCCUUGUGCCAGAUCAAGGUGGUGGCAGCCUGGGCUUUGCAUUUCUGGGGUGAAAGGGACAAAUACAGGUCCAUUCUGCACCUCUUUGCUCGGGGGUGGAGUUUACCCUAUGCCCUCCAUUAUGAGUUGCUCCCCCAGCCCUGUCACAUGCCUUGGGCUCCUCUUGCCCCCAUCUCAGCCAUGGGCCAGGGAUGCUCCUACACUACAGAGGGGCUGGGGGAUCCCUCUCUCCCUAGUGCCUUUCACCCUUGAACCCCCAAGAGCAGCUUGACCCAGGGAGGGGGGAUGCUGCUUGGCUGAUCCCGCCCUGACCCAGAGGAAGCCUCUAUUUAUUUAUUAGCUUUUGUUUACACCCUGGAAUUGACCCCUUCCUCCAGGGGUCUUGGGUGGGGGAGCCCAGGGCCCCUGUGACCCUUCAUUUUCUCCAAUCCCAAGUUUGUAUUUAGCUGCCAAAUAAAAUUCCCACUGGCUCCCCUUUUUCUCUGGGGGGGGUCAGGGUGCUGUCCCCUCUCCUCUGUUUACAUCUCCCCUCCACCCCGCUGUAUUGCAUAUUGCUGAGUUUUCUAUUUUUGCAAAAUAAAGUGAUGGAAACUCA
Molecule: messenger RNA, 8654 nt
Organism: Nycticebus coucang (slow loris)
Lineage: Eukaryota; Metazoa; Chordata; Mammalia; Primates; Lorisidae
Gene: RARG
Product: retinoic acid receptor gamma
Exons: 8
Coding region: 6233-7570 (445 amino acids)
Biological process (GO): regulation of transcription by RNA polymerase II; retinoic acid receptor signaling pathway; cellular response to corticotropin-releasing hormone stimulus
Cellular component (GO): transcription regulator complex; nucleus
Molecular function (GO): RNA polymerase II cis-regulatory region sequence-specific DNA binding; nuclear glucocorticoid receptor binding; zinc ion binding
Source: RefSeq, a predicted model, not a curated record